Molecule: messenger RNA, 6564 nt
Organism: Lutzomyia longipalpis
Lineage: Eukaryota; Metazoa; Arthropoda; Insecta; Diptera; Psychodidae
Gene: SNF4Agamma
Exons: 14
Coding region: 430-3726 (1098 amino acids)
Source: RefSeq, a predicted model, not a curated record
AGUUUGCGGGCUUUUGUUGAUGAAGUUGGUGUGUCACGCUGUCUGACCAUUUUCUCUUGUUCAUCCCAAUUUAUCAGCCCUCCCGGUCACAAAAGUCCCCCGUGGGGUGCGCAUUGUGUCCGCGUCUCCACCCGGAAGUGUUUGUGAAAGGUGUUUUGGGGGUGCAAGUGCCCAAAGGGUGAGGAAAAGUGAUUUCAGGAAGUGAGGAGAAGCUUGUGCAAUGUGCCAGUUGUCAAAAUAGCGACAUCUUGAUCGGCUGGACGUCAGGAGAGGAAAAAAGUGUGCAAAUAGGAGGAAGUGCUUAAUUUAGAGAACUAACAGAAAAAAAUUGUGAUUGUGAAGAAGAAAAUUUGCGUGAAUUUACUUAAAAAGUUGGUGAAAUUUUGUAAAAGAUUUAUUGUAUGAUUCCUGAUUUGUGGUGUGGAUUAAAUGCGAGGAAGUGCUUUGGAAGCUGAUGCUGGUGAUAGAAUCAUGGAGACGUCGAAGAAGCAGUUGAGCGAUGGGGUGGAUGUGGAUGGAGGUGAUGAGAAGACAAAUGGGAAGAUUUUGCCAGGGACCAAUGGGUCAGUGGCUAAGCAUGGUGUGACCAGCAAUAUUUUCAUGGAAUCCCAGAAGUUUGAGGAGCAAAUUGAGGCAUACAUGAAUACCCUGGAGGAGGAUGAUAUUCUCUUCAAGUCCGAUGACGAUGAGGAUGGGAUUCGGGAUAUUGGAGAGGAGAUAUCUCUGGGAUUGCGAAAGAAAGUACGAUUGCCGCGAAAUAAGCGUACACAGCGGGUGGAGACUGUAACGUCGUCAUCGUCAUCCGAUGCCUCCGAUGAUGAGGAAAUUGUAGGGGUGGCGAAUACAAAGAGCCCCAUGAGAACAGUGGAAGCCCUCAAUCAAUUGACUUAUCCCAUUCCACAAAUUCCACGUCCCUUCAUCUUCAGCAUCGAACGAAGACGUUUGUCACAGUGCAAGGAGGAAGAGGAGGAGGACAAUCCGGAUAAGACACAAAGUGUCUCCCCAACAGUCGUAACCAUUCCACCACCUACGACAUCCACGUCAAGUCCACCGGCUGCUGCACCCGAAGGGACCAUCGUGAAUCGCUUUAUUGUGACCAAAGCCGAAGAACAGCAGGAUAUUGUGCCAAAGGAGGAGGUUGAGAAGAAGGAUCCACCGAAGGAGGAGAACUCCAAGAGCCCCAUCCCACGACCAGAAGCUGAAAAUUUGCGCAACUACACGCGACAACAUAAUUCCCAGACAAUUCACUUUCCAUGCUCAUCGCCAACGGUGAAGCCCAAUUUACAGUCAAUUUUCUCCCCGAUAAAUCCGCAUUUGGAUAGAAAAUUCUUCGAUACGAGCCUCAUUGAGAUACGACCAAUCACCGAGAGUACAAAGUCCCUCAACCGAGAGGAUAACAUCGAUUCACCGCAUGAGAUUUGGGUUCGGCGCACCGAUGAGCCAAAGCGUCCGUCAAAAUCUGAGUCAUCGGUUGAUGGCAAUUCCGGGUCAACGUUGCGACCACACAGUGCUCCGUCGAGUGUCACAAAACCCAAGAAAUCUGCUAAGCAGAUUGAAAAGGAGGCCAGGAAACAUGAAAAGGAGCUCAAACGGUCAGAACGUGAAGCACGGAAAUCAGCUCAGGAGGCUGCGAGGAAGCUAGAAAAGGAGGCGGCAAAAUUGGAAAAAUUAAAUAGGGAUGCAGCAAAAAUUUCCAGAAGUACAGAACGUGUUGGAGGACCAAGAUCUGGAUCUCUAGAGCGACGACGAAGUGGCGAUGAGUCUCCAGUGAUAAAUCAAUCCACAGUUCAUGGAAUUGCGAGUCCAAGUCGACGACCCACAAUCUUUGAUGUUUUCCGUCCGCGAACCAAAUCUGACGCAAAGAGGAAAGACAAGGAUGCUGCAAAGUCAAGUGGAUCAUCGGAUAGGGAUAGUCUCAGUACCAGUAGCAACCACAGUGGUCCAAGUAGCAUAAUGCAGAGCAUGAGGACAGCCAUUCAGCACACUGUGGGUCAUAAAAAUACCUCCGGGGCAUCCAAAUACAAGGAUGGAUCGGCUCAUCCGCAUCCAGGCAGCGAUGCUCAGUACUAUCACACUGUUACAGCUGUACGCCGAGCGGAUGCUUCAAAGUCGGCAAUGACCAAAGUAAUGGACCUAUUUAGGCAUCGAUCAAAUUCGGCUGUGUCGGAGGCGGAUAAAAGGAAAGCGAGAGUUGCUGCUCAUCAACAACAAUUAGCGGCUCAGAGUGCUCAUAUGCGAAGAGCCUCGGCUGAAUUAGAAAAUAGAAGGAGAGCAUCUCUAGGAACUAGUCGUGGAUUGCGUGCUGAUGGAACUCUCGAUCCCUAUCAUGCUGCAAUUCUCUUUCGGGAUUCAAGAGGCCUACCGGUGGCAGAUCCAUUUCUGGAGAAAGUCAAUCUUUCUGAUUUAGAAGAAGAUGAGUCACAGAUUUUUGUGAAAUUCUUCCGAUUCCACAAAUGCUACGAUCUGAUACCAACAUCAGCCAAAUUGGUUGUCUUCGAUACUCAAUUGCUUGUGAAGAAGGCUUUCUAUGCUUUAGUUUACAAUGGAGUUCGAGCUGCACCUCUUUGGGAUUCGGAGAAACAACAAUUUGUGGGAAUGCUCACGAUAACAGACUUUAUAAAAAUCCUCCAAAUGUACUACACAUCUGCAAAUUGCUCGAUGGAUCAAUUGGAGGAACAUAAAUUAGAUACAUGGCGAGAUGUUCUCAAGAACCAAGUGAUUCCCUUAGUCAGCAUCGGUCCGGAUGCCUCACUUUUUGACGCUAUUAAGACACUCAUUCACAAUAGAAUUCAUCGGUUACCAGUGAUUGAUCCGCUAACAGGAAAUGUUCUCUACAUUUUAACUCACAAACGUAUUUUGAGGUUCCUCUUCCUUUAUAUUAAUGAAUUACCAAAACCAUCGUAUAUGCAAAAGACACUGCGUGACCUGAGAAUUGGAUCCUAUGACAACAUUGAGACCGCAACGGAAGACACGAGCAUCUUGACGGCUCUGCACAAAUUUGUAGAGAGGAGAGUGUCUGCCCUUCCUCUGGUAGAUGUUGAGGGUCGUCUAGUCGAUAUUUAUGCAAAGUUCGAUGUUAUUAAUUUAGCAGCGGAGAAAACGUACAAUGACUUGGAUGUGUCACUGAAGAAGGCAAAUGAGCAUAGGAAUGCAUGGUUUGAGGGUGUUCAGAAAUGUCAUCUUGAUGAGACACUGUACACGAUAAUGGAGCGAAUUGUACGAGCAGAAGUCCAUCGUCUAGUCGUUGUCGAUGAAAAUGACAAAGUCAUCGGCAUCAUCUCCCUAUCGGACCUUCUGCUAUACCUGGUGCUGCGUCCAUGUGGUGAAGGGAUCGGGGGUACGGAGCAAUCUGUGCGAGCAUCAAAUUUAGCACGUGAGGUUUCAACGGGAAGUAGUCGGGGGGAUUCCAAUAGUGCCUCGGGGUCACGGAGUAUUGACAAUAUUGCCGAAGAGGAGGAGAUUGUGGUGAAUGUGGAGGGUACAGAGACAGUUGCGGAGGCCACAGAGGCACAAGAGGAGGACAAUGAGCCCGAUAGAGUGUCUGUGGAGUCAGCGGAGGAGCCACAGUUAGCUACUGAGGAGGAAUCGCAGCACAUUGAAACGAAUGAUUGUGUCAAAGUGCGCGAUGAUUCCCCAACGAGGAGUCUCAAUGAUGAAGCCCCAGCUGGACAGAGUUUAAUCAACACAACCAAUAUCCCGCGAGAAGUCGCCAUGGUGAGUGAAUAAAUUCACAAAGACUUCCUUCAUUUUUCCUUAUAUGAUCCACAAAUGAUCAAGGGGUGUGCUUAAUCUUCCAACUUGCCGGAUGAGAUAAAAUGAAAAAAAUAAAUAAAUAAAUAAGAAGAAAAACAGGAAGAACUUGUGGGAUGGGGGACACAGAACGACGACACUGGCCUAUUGAGAGAAUCAGAAAGACAGAAAACGUAAAAAAAAAAGAUUUUGCUGUAGUUUUUGAGUUUGUUUUAUGAAUGAAAAACUAUCAAAAAAAAAAGUUUUUUCAAUCCUCUUGACAAACUUCCAACAAAUUGAAGGGAUGAUGAUAAAUUUUUGAGAGAUUUUUAAUCUGUAAAAAAAAAGUCAAUUUGUGUUUAAAAAAUAUAAAGAAAAAAUAAUAAUAAUAAAGGCCGCAUUUUUAGUGCCUUAGUCGCUUGUCGUCGUCACAAUUUCUUUUUCUUAAAAAAAAAAAACACAUUUUUUAAUCCCUAAAAUCCCCUUGAAAUGUCCUGGGAGAUGGAUAAACUCACCAGGAACAGGUAAUACAACGAUAUUCCAGCUUAAAGUGGAAGAAAUAAAACAAAACAAUAACCAAAAUAAUUUAAAAAUUAUUAUUAUUUUUCCUGUUGUUUCCAUCUCGAGAAGAAGGACGAUUAUAUAUCGUUUUAGCAAACAAACAAACAAAAAGAAGAAAAAUAAGGAUAAAAAGUGAAAAAAAAAUCCAAUAAAUAGGAUGUGAUAUAUAUUUGAUGAUAAAAACAAGAGAUAAAUGUGAAUGAAGAUUAGAAUAACUCAUUGUCCUUUUCUUGUAUAUUUUACACAUAAACACACAACUUAAUAUAUAUAAUUAACUAGGAAAAAAAAACAAAAAAGGAUGCAAAGAAAAGAAUUUAUUAUUAAUAGCAAAACAUAAUGAGUAGGAUGGAAAAAAUAUCCCACAUUUUGGCAACUUUUUUUCAUUUUUAUCCACACAUAAAUACUAAAAAAUAAAACAAAAUUAUUAAUAGAAAAAAAUAUUUCUGAAGAAUCAUCAAGGAAAUUAAUCAAAACCGUGUACAUUAAUUCUUUAAACCCAAAAUGAUUAACAUUCUGAUGAUUCUUUUAGCUUUUCAACCCCAACAAAAAAAUGAGAAUUUUCUAAAAUUACUAAAAAAAAAAAAAGUUUCAAGAAAACCAACUUUUUGUACGCAAAGCAAAAGUUCUAGAGACAGAAAAAUUAAAUUUAAAAAAAAAUCUGCAGCAAACUACGAAAAGCUUCCAGAAAAAGCGCCGUAAAUUGUUUAAUAGAAGAAGAAAAAAUAAAAAUUUACCAAUUACACUGUUAUUGUGCCAUAUUGAAUCACGCAGCACAGAUAAUAACAAGGAAAAACAUCCCUAAAUGAAAAAAACAAACGAUAUUCAACAGCAAAGCAAUGCUUCUUGUUAAAUAAAGCUAAACCUUAAUAAAGAAAAAGAUUGUUGACAAUUUUUUUAAAUAGAAAAAACAGAAAACUAGUGAAAAAACUUGAAUAGAAAAAUAAAAAUGCUUUAAAGUACAAAAGAACCCAUAAAAAGAAUAUAAGAAAUAAAAAAAAAUGGCAAGAAAAUAUUUUUGUAGAUAGACAUGAGAUAAAAAUUUGGCGCUAAAAAGUACUUGUGGUUUUUUUUUGUUUAUUAAUUUUCUUCUAAUUUUAUUCAUAACAGAAAAAAGGAAGAAUCCCUUAAAGUUUUUUCGUGUCUGUCUUAAGUGAAAUUUGUGUACUUCAGAACCAUUAAUUAGUUUUUUUUUAUGUAAUUUCUUUUCUCAUUUUUUUUCGAUAAUUAUUCUUUUUUUAAUCAAAAGAAAAACAAUUAAGUGUAGGAUAGCAAGAGAAAAAAAUAUUUAACAAACUUACAGAUUUAUCUAAUAUUUAAAUUGAUGAAAAAAAGCUUAGGACACAUAAAAGAAAAUAUUUAAAUUAAUGAUCUUAAAUAAGGUUUAAAAGAAGAUCAUAUUGAAGUGUAUUUAAAGGACGAGAAGAAAUAUCCAAUAGUGCGAAAAGAGACUAAAAGAAGGCGAAGAGAAGUAAAAGGACACUAAGUACUUUCAUUAUUUUACAAUUUACUAUCAUAAAAUAAAUUUGAGUAAGUUUAGGAAUGCAAAUUUAUCUUUUAUUCAGUGCGAGAUCGCUUCUAAAGUCACUCCCACACUUGAAUUUCUCUUGAACAUUGAAUUAUUCUCAUUUUUUCGUUUAAAAUCUCUUUUGAGCUUUUUACGAGAUUUUUAAUGGAAGGGGAAAAAAAAGGAUGAAGAUUUAUUUAUUUUAGAUAAUAAAUUUUCUGAUUUUAUCCAGAAAGGAGGUUAUUUCUUUUGAGGCUUUUGGAUUUCUUUGAAAGAUAAAAUUCAGACAAAGAGCUUUUGCAUAUCUGGAUGAAUGUUUGCUGAAUUUUCUCAAUUUGAGAGAAAAGCUUUAAAAACUUUUUUUUUAAUAAGAAAAGAUCAUGAAGAAUAUUCUCUUUCCGUUUGAUUUGUAUCUUUCAAUGCUGUCUUAAAAGUCCAAAAAAAUGACUAAAUUCCUUUCAAUUAAUUGAAAAAUAAAGAGAGAAUAGUUCAUGAUUGAGAGAAAUAUGAUCACCAGCGAUUGCAAAAAAUUAAAAUAUUUGUAAAAAACGGCUAAAAAAAUUGUACAGACCAACUGUGAGAUAGAAAAAAAUAGAAAUAAUUUCAAAUGGGGACAAAAACAAAGGAAAAAAAAACACAAAAAUAAUCCUAAGAGAGAUCGCAAAAAGUUUCUAAUAAAGCGAUUUAAAAGGAUGGAGCGUGGGAAAGGCGUGGCAGAAACAAUAUGGUGAAAAAAAUAUUGCUGCAAUUAAAAAUUGAUAAAAACAAGA